Rattus rattus (black rat) is the source of this 764-nucleotide messenger RNA. RefSeq names its product SCAN domain containing 1 (gene Scand1). Bases 264 to 692 code for a protein of 142 amino acids. The transcript is spliced from 2 exons. The record is from RefSeq and is a predicted model, not a curated record. NCBI's taxonomy places the organism in Eukaryota, Metazoa, Chordata, Mammalia, Rodentia, Muridae.
CUUCUCCGCUUCCAUCUCCUCAGUCUGCUGCAAUGAUGUGUCCUCCAAUGGGAGCUCUUCAGGGUUGCCAUCAUUACUGCCUGAAAAGCUGGUAUCUAUGGACCCCUCAAAGGACUUCCCCCGCUCAGACUUCACGUGACUUGUAGGGGACGCGGUUUCCGGAUUCUUGGAGCCGUCCAUUUCCGGCCUGAGGAGCUUCGCUGUUAGAGACGCAGAAGGCGCGCGUAACUGCGAAACAAAGGGUGGCGCGGACAGCCGUAGUCAUGGCGGCGCCGCAGCCCAGCCAGGCCGCCCAAAGCCCCGCGGCGCCGCCCGAGCAGGAGGAAGGAGCUGGCGACUGUGCGGCCCGGGAGCCCGACUCCAUGAGCUCCCCUGCCCCGGAGCUCCCCGGCGCGCCCGCAGCUUUGAACACAGCGCCUCAGGCUGACGCCGCCCCGCGUUCCGGCGCCUCUCGUCCCGGCCCCGAGACCUUUCGCCAGCGCUUCCGGCAGUUUCGCUACCAGGAUGCGGCCGGUCCCCGGGAAGCCUUCCGGCAGCUGCGGGAGCUAUCCCGCCAGUGGCUGCGGCCCGACAUCCGCACCAAGGAGCAGAUUGUGGAGAUGCUGGUGCAGGAGCAGCUGCAGGCCAUUCUACCCGAGGCGGCUCGGGCUCGGCGGCUGCGGCGCCGCCCGGACGUGCGCAUCACCGGCUGAGCGGCGGAGCCCCGGGCUCCCUGGACUGACACCCUACCCCGAGUUAAUAAAAGUUGAAUUUUGACAGCUGUG